UUACUUUAUCUCAAAUUUUUACUUCACUAUACGACGACUUACAAAAUAUCAUGAAGUCUCUUCUUCUCCUUGCCGUAUUCCUUUCUUUCUUCUUUGGCUCUCUCUUGGCUAGGAAUUUACCAACUCCCUCCCAUCCAAGUCAUCAUCAUGUGGGAAUGACCAGGACAUUGAAGCGUCAGAGGAGGAGGCCGGACACCGUGCAGGUGGCUGGGUCUAGGUUGCCAGACUGCGCACACGCGUGUGGCUCAUGCUCCCCAUGUCGUCUUGUGAUGGUUAGCUUUGUGUGUGCAACUUUGGAAGAGGCUGAGACUUGUCCAAUGGCUUAUAAGUGCAUGUGCAACAAUAAGUCCUAUCCCGUCCCAUGAUCAGCUAGCCUCUAUCCUAUUUUAUUUUACGCAUUCGACCGUUUUGUUUUCCUUUUUCCU
Molecule: messenger RNA, 425 nt
Organism: Capsella rubella
Lineage: Eukaryota; Viridiplantae; Streptophyta; Magnoliopsida; Brassicales; Brassicaceae
Product: protein EPIDERMAL PATTERNING FACTOR 1
Exons: 2
Coding region: 51-365 (104 amino acids)
Biological process (GO): guard cell differentiation; stomatal complex development
Source: RefSeq, a predicted model, not a curated record